Molecule: messenger RNA, 1599 nt
Organism: Colletotrichum orchidophilum
Lineage: Eukaryota; Fungi; Ascomycota; Sordariomycetes; Glomerellales; Glomerellaceae
Exons: 2
Coding region: 1-1599 (532 amino acids)
Biological process (GO): adenylate cyclase-activating G protein-coupled receptor signaling pathway
Cellular component (GO): plasma membrane
Molecular function (GO): G protein-coupled receptor activity
Source: RefSeq, a predicted model, not a curated record
AUGGCACCGUGGCCCCGCGCACUGGACAACAUUGGUGCGUCGCAAUCGCCAGCCGCAACGCCGCCCGAAGUUGAUAGCGGCAGCCUUGACACAUCUUACACCCGCAUUCCCGAUGGGUUGACCGAUCACCAGUGGACGAUUAUUCAAUCAACCUCGCUUGCUGCCGCUGCAUUGAGUUUUGCAUCUGUUACGUUCGCCUUUUACUGGUUUUCUCGCAGGAGACGAAGCUUCAGACAUGAUCUCAUCAUGUUGCUCAUGUCGAGCGACAUGCUCAAGUCGCUGUGGUUCAUCAUAUUCCCGAUUGUCGACUUCAAGAGCGGGCCAGUUGCGUCAAACUCGUCUUUUUGCCAGGCGAGCGGCUUCUUCCUUGCAGUCGGCAUAGAAGCGUCCGACAUUGCCGUCGUUCUCAUCGCGCUACACACAGCCAUUUACAUCUUCCGACCGCGGCAUUCUGGGCGCCAAAGUGGCUUAUAUCCCCACCGACGCCUUGCCUUCAGCGCUUUCGCAUUCUUCCCACUUUUGAUGGCCUCAUUGGCCUUCAUUAACUGGCCCGGCUACGUCAACAACGGGGAGUAUUGCUAUCUACCCGCCCGGCCUGAAUGGACAAGACUUGCCCUGAGCUGGGUUCCCCGCUACAUGAUUUUGCUCACUAUUGUCGCGCUCUACGCCUACAUCUACAUCUACGUCACUCUGCGCAUGCGGCGCUUCGGUCGACUCAGUGCUAUGCGACGGGCGAGUGCAACUCAUAUGCUAGACGAUGGGCACUGGGGUCAUAUUGCCUCGGUGCCAGCCACUCCGACAUCCCGUCGUGGUUCCGAAACCUCAAUGGAAGACUCGGAACGGCGACGUGCCUCUUCUACAAACACCACCAUGACGGCUGAGAUCGAGCUUCUCCACAGUCGGCAGAAGAUCCAAUGGAAUUGGCCAAGCUAUGGAAACGCAGAGGAUGGACGUAUCCCCGAACCCAAUGACGACGUCUCACCGCGUGCAUUCGAGCCCAGCACGAGUCCUCUUUCCACCACCUUUGAGCCCAUUUCUCCUCCUCCUCAAAGCUAUAUACGCCGCGAUACAAUCGACUUAAACCCGCCUCAGGCGCAUUUUAACCAGGGAGGGAGCUUCAGCACACACUGGCAACCACCCAAUAGCCCCACAAACGCCCGAGCCAAGUCUCUUGCCAACAUCUGGUCCAUCCUCCGUCGAGGCACAUCCCUCGACUCUGACACGGACCAUAACAAUACUCCUUUCCUCUACCAUCCUACCAUGGACGGCACGGGAAUGGCAAAGACCCGCGACAAGAUUCGUCGCCAACUGCGAUUGCUUUUUGUUUACCCACUUGUAUACAUACUCAUCUGGGCCGUUCCGUUUGUCGCUCAUGUUAUGCGCUGGGACAACCCAGAGCAAGCUGGCCCGUUUGUGGUUGUGCUUUUAUCGCUAGUGAGCCUGUCAAUACAGGGCCUAGUAAACGCAUGUUUGUUUUGUGCUGUAGAGAAGCCGUGGAUUGAUACGCAGGCCAGAUACAUGAGGACGCCGUCAAAACUACGGCGGGAUAAAGACGAAGCCCGGCAACGGACCGGAAGGAGGACAUCAUCAUUAGCGUAG